AGCAGCGUGGGGCGCAGGCGGCGGCGGCGGAGCAGGCGGUGCGGGCCGUGGUGCUGGUGCCCUCCAAGGAGCUGGGGCUGCAGGUGGUGCACAGCCUGCGCUGCAUGGCUGCUUUCUGCGCCCGCGAGCUGCGUGUGGUCGACGUCUGCGCUCACGGCGACGCGGCGGCGCUGAGGCCGGUGCUGAUGGAGAAGCCGGACGUGGUGGUGGGAACCCCGGCGCGGCUGCUGGCGCAGCUCAACGCCCGCGGCCUGGAGCUCAGGCGCUCCUUGGAGCUGCUGGUGCUGGAUGAGGCCGACCUGCUGCUCUCCUUCGGCUUCGGGGAGGAUCUCAAGGCGCUGCU
This is a messenger RNA of Lagopus leucura (white-tailed ptarmigan), 343 nucleotides long. RefSeq names its product probable ATP-dependent RNA helicase DDX56. The record is from RefSeq and is a predicted model, not a curated record. Gene Ontology annotation, molecular function: nucleic acid binding; ATP binding. NCBI's taxonomy places the organism in Eukaryota, Metazoa, Chordata, Aves, Galliformes, Phasianidae. The annotation marks the transcript as partial. The transcript is spliced from 2 exons. Gene Ontology annotation, cellular component: nucleolus.